CUCGCGGCAACUCGCUGAGGCAACAGUCGGGGUGAUAGCAACGGAAAGCUGCUCAUCAUUAGAGACAACGGGACGGCUGAAAGAGCCAGUCCGGUCUUUCUGUAAGGUGGUCCAGCACAACCCAAUUCAAACAGUUCACACCGAACACACACCAGACACAGCAGGAGGAUGGCGGUGAAUGUCUACUCCACCUCUAUGACCAUAGAGAACCUGAGUCGUCAUGACAUGUUGGCCUGGGUCAACGACUCUCUACAGCUCACCUACACAAAGAUCGAGCAGCUCUGUUCAGGUGCUGCGUACUGCCAGUUCAUGGACAUGCUGUUUCCGGGGUGCAUAUUGUUGAAGAAAGUCAAGUUCAAUGCUAAGUUGGAACAUGAAUACAUCCACAAUUUCAAGGUCUUACAGGCUGCGUUCAAAAGAAUGAAUGUGGACAAGAUCAUCCCUGUCGAGAGGUUGGUGAAGGGGAAGUUCCAGGACAACUUCGAGUUCCUUCAGUGGUUUAAGAAGUUUUUUGACGCCAACUACGACGGGAAAGAAUACGACCCUCUACUGUCACGGCAGGGCCAGGAGGGAACGCCGCCUCCACCUAACCCAGGUGAACCCAUUCAUCACAAACCUAAAAGACCCUCUCGCUCAGGCCCCAUGAGAACGUCUCCCACAGCACCAAAGAGUGUCCCCACCCCACAGAGGCAGAUCAACGUAGCAGCCCGCAGGACCACUCCUGUGACCCGUAAUGGAGGAGAUGCUGAGCUCAUAGAGCUCAACCAGCAGCUGCUGGAUCUGAAGCUGACUAUCGACGGGCUGGAGAAGGAGAGAGACUUCUACUUUGGAAAGCUGAGAGACAUUGAGCUCAUCUGCCAGGAAAACGAAAAUGAAAACAACCCAGUGCUCAGCAAAAUCAUAGAUAUACUUUAUGCUACAGAGGAGGGAUUUGCUCCUCCGGAGGAUGACGAAAUUGAUGAAGGAGCACGUGGAGACCAGGAGGAGUACUGAACUCCUCCAGUUCUCUUCAUCACCAUCAGUUUGUUCCCCUCCCACCACUCACCCUUUAACCUAUCUGGUCAUUAUUCUCAUCUAUACCCCUCCUCCCGUUUAUUUUACUUUUGACACUCUCCUCUUACUUUUCCCAUUUUGUCUGUGGCUGUCCAUAUCCAUGACGACUUUGUUGUACAGCCUAACUUCCCAAACUGUUACUAGCAAAGGACACUAAACCCAGACCUGUCUGGAUUAGGACCUGGAAGCCUAGCUUGGUUUACUCAACUUAUUCUAACCUGUUGCCAGAGAGGGCAUCUGCACUAGAGGGCAAGUUUAGCCUUGCUAGUCUGUCAGAGGUUUAAAGUUAAUAGCCGUGAGAUUACAGGGAACCAGCACUGACAGCCUGGAGCCAACAGUGCUAUCAGUCUGUCUAAAGAGGUAGGUCACUUUCUGUCACCAUGCACUCUAACUGGUGACCACACACAUGCAUCAGGGUUCUCUGCAGAAUUUCUGUAUGAAACCACACAAUGUUUUCCACUCAGUGUGACCAGUUUGGGAUAUUUUGGCUGGAAAUUUCACACAGUGAGAUUAUAAAUGGUCUUAAGCUCCUUAGGAGAGAGCCCUGCACAUGCAUAUAUUUGAUAUAUGCAUAUGAUGACACGUGAACGUACAUUUAGCCCGCAGACAUAUCACAGACUUUGAACUGCUCACAUGUACAUGCAGAAAAAAGUCAUCAUUUCAAGGCAAAAAACAUCACAGAGUAUUUUCACACUCAUCAAGUUGUCCCACCAGAGAGGAUUUGCUCAUGAAACUGUUCUGACAGCUUGUUUAUGAGACAGCAUGAUGUAUUUAUGUUUUUAUUUAUUUAUCUUUUUUAAUCUGCUCUAUAGAGUUUCUGAAAAAAAAAAGUGGUUUUGGAUUUGGGGAAAUUGAAAGUCUUGCACUAAAUGUAGCAAAAGGAACUGACUGAAAUGAUCCAAAAUGCCAACAUGCAGUGACUGGCUGCUGCCAGGAAGAUACAGGAAGAUGCAAUUUUAUAUUUUGUAGAUUUGUUUUAAAGAAGUUUGUUUUUUAUUUGCACUGAAUCCCUCAAUGGCCAAGUCAGAGGUGUCAUCAGUGUAAAAGCUAUUUAUCAGACAGCAAAUGUCAGGCUUUGAAUUCUAUGAAUGAACAAAUGUAAAAAAAAAAAAAAAAAAGGGG
This is a messenger RNA of Toxotes jaculatrix (banded archerfish), 2175 nucleotides long. RefSeq names its product microtubule-associated protein, RP/EB family, member 3b (gene mapre3b). Gene Ontology annotation, biological process: spindle assembly; regulation of microtubule polymerization or depolymerization; protein localization to microtubule plus-end. Gene Ontology annotation, molecular function: microtubule plus-end binding. The coding region runs from base 169 to 993 and encodes 274 amino acids. The transcript has 9 exons. NCBI's taxonomy places the organism in Eukaryota, Metazoa, Chordata, Actinopteri, Toxotidae. The record is from RefSeq and is a predicted model, not a curated record. Gene Ontology annotation, cellular component: spindle midzone; microtubule plus-end; cytoplasmic microtubule.